AAUGGUGUAUAAGUGUUGUGUUCCACGUUGCAGAGGAAAUUACGAAAAUAAGCCACGAGUAGCGGUGUUUUCUUUUCCUAAAAGCACUGAACUACAGCAGAAAUGGAUAUCUGCAAUACAUCGUGAAAAUUUCCAGGUUACACAGAAUUCGAAGGUCUGCGAGCUCCACUUCACUGAAGACCUCAUUCUGAAACACAGUGAAUAUUUCGACAGUUCCACAGGGAAGAAAUAUUCUGUGCCACUUCCAAAACCUCGCCUUAAAACAGGAGCCAUACCAUCCAUUCUGCCUAACUGUCCGAAGUAUCUUUCAUCAGCUUCUUGUUCGAGGGAAAGUGGAGAUGAGAGACGAAAGCGUCUGGAAAAUAGAGACUUAGAAAUAGCUAUUGCAGCGAGUGUAGCAACUCAUGCUCAGUAUGAACAGGAAAGACAUUUUGUGGACUUUAAUGGUUUUGUUAAGUGUUUAGAGGGUAUCAAGCUGCCUAAUGACUGGCAUCUGAUAAAGUCAGAAAGUUCAAUAACUUUUGUUCUAAUAGACGUCAAAGGUAUUCCUACACUUUUGUGUUCUGUUGUGGUGACUACUGACCUGAGCAUGUAUUUAUAUGAGGGUAAAAGUGUAAUCUCAAAACUUGGUACAAGAAAGUUCCCUUUAACUAUAAACCAUUUAAAUGACUUAAUUAAAUGAGACAGGUAUUUGUAAUUGAAUCCAAGAUAAGAAUUCAGACUCUGCUUUCCUUGAAAAUUUCAUCCUCUGCUCUUGGUGAAAUUGGCAUGGAUUUAGCUUCUUUUGAAAGUGAUUGUGUAGAUGAUAUUACCUUACCACCACCAUCAAACUUUCAGAGCAUAAGGGAUUUCAGUGAAGAACAAGUUCAGUCUGUUCAGGAAUACUUGCCUGUUUUCACAUACUUGUCAGGAUACUGUGCCAGAGCUGUUCUUAAGAAGCUGAGGUGUGAAACAUGUAAAACGUACUUAGUGCUUGAUAAAACAUUAUCAGUAAUAGAAAGUGAUGAAAGCUAUGGACUUCUAAGAAACGUAUAUAGAGGUGGAUUGUAUUGCCCUAAUAAUGAGGUCAUUAAUGCUGUUAUUUUCACUUAUUUGAUUGUUAAAAACUUGGUGUCUGGAGAACAUGAGCUCUCCUUCAUGAGAUGUACAUCCCAGAGAAAUCUAGUUAUAAGAUUAGCUGUUGAUGUAAUUAAAAGGGAAGACUUUUUCCUAAGGGAAUUUUCUUGUAGUCAGGUAGAUCAAACUGAUGACAAAAUUCUUCAGUCU
This is a messenger RNA of Schistocerca piceifrons (Central American locust), 1266 nucleotides long. RefSeq lists its product as uncharacterized. Gene Ontology annotation, molecular function: sequence-specific DNA binding. The transcript has 2 exons. The record is from RefSeq and is a predicted model, not a curated record. Lineage: Eukaryota; Metazoa; Arthropoda; Insecta; Orthoptera; Acrididae. The coding region runs from base 2 to 682 and encodes 226 amino acids.